Drosophila eugracilis is the source of this 603-nucleotide messenger RNA. RefSeq lists its product as uncharacterized. Bases 1 to 603 code for a protein of 200 amino acids. NCBI's taxonomy places the organism in Eukaryota, Metazoa, Arthropoda, Insecta, Diptera, Drosophilidae. The transcript has 2 exons. The record is from RefSeq and is a predicted model, not a curated record.
AUGCGGACAGGGCGUAUACUUGUUGCCUUGAUAUUUCUUGGUUUGGUAGAUCCUUUUUAUUCAGCCAAGUGCAAGGCAGCUCCCAAAUCAGUUCAGAAUGUCCACGUUUGCUGUCCAGCACCCAUGCCAAAUUGGGGAGUUUAUAAUAGCGAGUGUAAUAAAUCGGGACCUCAGGCCAGUGUAAGUACUAAAAGUAUAUCCUUGAGUCAAGUUAAUUUACUGGAUUCCCUCGUUAAGUGCCGUUUGGCUUGCAUCUUUAAUGUCAGCUCAGUUCUGCAGGGAAAUCGAUUGAUUCAAGGCAAAGUCCGACCCAUGCUAGAGCGGGCUUUUUCCAAUGAACCCACCAUCGAUGCAUAUGAAACCAACUUCGCCAGAUGUUCUUCGGUGGUGAAGAGCAAAUACCAGGAGCUAUCUCCAUUGAGUCGUCAGAGUGACGCCUGUGACAGACACGCCCUCUUCUAUAGCCUUUGUGCAUAUGCCCGCUUGAUAUUCACCUGUCCGGAUAAAAUGUGGCAACGGAAUAAUAGAAUGUGCCAGGAGGCUAAAAGCUAUGCUAAGAGUUGUCCAUGGCCAGCAUUAAAAAUGUUCAUGAAAAACACAUAA